CGCUUUACUAACUGUAGAACAGAUUCUUUUAACUGCAAUGAUGAUAUUGUCAAUAUCAUAAUAAUUCACUAAAGAUUACAGAAUCGCGAUACAAGAUGGGAAAACAUUGUUCGGUGCCUGGAUGUAGGGAUCAUCAGAAGUUGAAACGAAAUCAAAGGUCAUAUUUCCAUGUGAGGAGACCAGAGCUGGCCCGCUCAGAGAAAGAGAAACAGCACCGACAAGUCCUCCAAAACUUUUUGAAGUCUGUAAAGAAUAAUAAUGACAUAUUAAGACUACAGUUUGUAAAGGAAACGGCAAAUAUUUGUGACGCCCACUUCAAACCAGAAGACCUUAUUGUUAAAGGCAAGGCAAAAAUGCUUAAAAUUGGUGCGAUUCCAUCACUUAAUGUUCCUGAAACGUCAUAUUUUCUUUCUGUGAAUUCUGUUGAUCGGUGCUAUCAUAUAAAGGAUGUUUUGAAGAUGGACAUUCCCACUUUAUUAAAACUGUUUGUUAGAAAGGUUGUGGGCUAUUUUAAAAUUCAAUACAGUUGUUCACUUGGGAGUAACUGCCACUAUAGACACUCAACACGAUUUGAACGUGAAGGGGAUAACAUAAUGCUUGAACAUCUCAAAGAUCAUGUGGAUCAAUUUAAAGAAAAGUUAGCUGAAUGUCCUAUGUAUUAUAGAAGAAGAAAAUUUCAGACAGUGUUUUGGAAAAACAAACAAGAUGAAAAGCUAUUUGAACAGCAAGCUUGGGAUUCUAAAGGAAGAAGAAUUGCACCAUAUAGGAUAAAUGAGCAAUUAAAUCACUCCAAAGUUAAAAGUAGAAAAAACACAAAACAUAUAAAAAUUAAAAACAGUCAAACUACUUCAAAUAUUCCCCACAGUAUGGAACAACAAACUACAAGUUUUCCUGUAGAAAACAGCUUUAAAGUUAAAGGUAGAAAAGAUACAAAACAUAUAAAAAUUGAAAACAGUUCCAAUACUUUCCCUGUUGAUGUAAAACCAGUGCAAAAAUACCCAAUUUACAAACGUGAAUUUGAAUCGACUGAAGUUAUGGGACCUAAAAGAAAACGGCUACAAAAGUUGUUGGAAACUAAAACUGAGGACUUAAAAACUACACAUGUAAAAUCUUUUGACAAAGAUCAGUUAUCAACAUCUACAGAAAGUUAUUUAUCACUUGAUGAUGAUAUAUCAAGUAUUAAAAUUGUUAGUUGCGUAUCCUUGGCUAGAAACAACAUUGCAAGAUUUCCAACACCAACAAAUAGCACUGAACCCAACCAAAGUGAAGAUAAACCAUCGGAUAGUGACGACUCAGAAGGAGAUAUUAGAAGUGAUAGCUCAGAUAAUGAGAGUGGGGAAGAGGAAGACGAGCAAAAAGUUCUGUUUGAUUCCCAUAGAUCAUAUUUUAUACCACAACAGAAGGAAGCCAUAAUGGGUUUACAAAAUAAUAAAAUAUCAUAGAUACAAAAAUGUCUGUUAGAUACAAAAAUGUAGUGUCAAACUGUUGCUUACCUUCCUAUUAAAAGCUGCAGCCAAUAUGGUUUGAACUUAAAGUCAUUGCAAAUUCUGAAUCUUCAGUUAAUUGACAUUGCCUGUUUUUGUAGAAUAAUGUUAUUGUUUCAAUCUGUUCAUGUUUAAUAAUUUUUUUUUACACUCUUCUUUUCUAUAGCUUAGCGCUAGUAAUUGCAUCACCUUUUAUUACAAGGUCUUUUCUCAGCUUUUCCACUGCCUUAUAAUAACAUUUUUAAAAGUUGUCAAUGUUGUUAAAAUGUUAAAUAUAAAUACUGUACC
Molecule: messenger RNA, 1772 nt
Organism: Ciona intestinalis (vase tunicate)
Lineage: Eukaryota; Metazoa; Chordata; Ascidiacea; Phlebobranchia; Cionidae
Source: RefSeq, a predicted model, not a curated record